AUCUUCUCCCCCACUCAGCAGACAUCUCUCUUCUCUCUCUUUCUCUUUGAGAAAAUCAAUCAAAUUCCAUCACAACACCAAAGAAGAACAGAAGCCCAUUGCAGCUAUAAGGAUGAGCUCAAGACUUCUUUGCACUGCCAUUUUGCAUCUUUCCUGCUGCCUGUUUCUACUUUCAGGCACAAGCAUGGCAGAGAAGCAUCCCCUAGAAGCAAUCAGAGAAAGCAUGAGAACAGAUUUUCAAGAGAGACAACAUACCUUUUCACAUGCAAUGUAUGGUACCCAACUAGAUGAUGUUCCCAUCAUCAAUCCAACAAUCCCAAAUAUAACUCCCAUUCCACCAGGUCCUCCAACAAACCCAAUCACCCCUCCCAGUCAGGGCUCUCCAACGAUUCCGGGUCCCACGACACCCACUAUUCCCAAUCCCGACCCAGGCUCUCCAAUAACUCCAAUUCCCCCAACACCCACCAUUCCUGGUUCUCCAACCAUAAACCCGACGCCGAACCCAAACCUGACGCCGAACCCAAACCCAAACCCGACACCAACAAAUCCAUCCGGAGCAUCACAAUGGUGUGUUGCCAAGCAAGGUGCUGCUGAUCUUGCUUUACAGGUAGCUUUGGACUACGCUUGUGGACUCGGGGGUGCAGAUUGUUCAGCUAUUCAGACAGGACAAAGUUGUUUUGACCCUAACACAGUUAAAGACCAUGCCUCUUAUGCAUUCAACGACUACUACCAGAAGAACCCAGCUCCUACCAGCUGUGACUUUGGAGGAACAGCACAGCUUGUUAGCACAGAUCCAAGUACUGGGAACUGCCACUAUACAUCGGGAGGUGCUUCCCCCACCACCCCUGCACAGCCGUCUCCAACCUUUGAGCCACCUGCAACACUCAUGCCGCCUCCAACCCUUGACACACCUCCAAGCCCCAUAUCACUAAGGUAAAAUUUGAAAAUCACAUUGAAUCUUGAUGAUGCUUGACUUAGUACAAGGAAAUCUUGACUUAGCCAAAUACGGAUGAUACUUAAUUGGAGCACCACGCAGUGAGACAAUGAUACUUUUAUACUCUAAGCAAAAAUUGAAAUAGUUCCUGUUUUUGGCAUGU
Cuscuta campestris is the source of this 1097-nucleotide messenger RNA. The record is from the annotation of a GenBank genome assembly. NCBI's taxonomy places the organism in Eukaryota, Viridiplantae, Streptophyta, Magnoliopsida, Solanales, Convolvulaceae.